Molecule: messenger RNA, 303 nt
Organism: Opisthorchis viverrini
Lineage: Eukaryota; Metazoa; Platyhelminthes; Trematoda; Opisthorchiida; Opisthorchiidae
Exons: 2
Coding region: 1-303 (100 amino acids)
Source: RefSeq, a predicted model, not a curated record
AUGUUGAGGCACAUCCACACAGAACAGCAACAACACCGAUUACAACAUGCGUUUUUGCUGAUCUCGUCUUCAACCUCUGAGGAUCAUAGACUACCAACAGCGACAUCAGUGUCGAUAGUGGAGACAGCUCAGUCAGCAGGGCGCAAACCUACUAAGCAGAAGAGCCAUGGUUCGAACACAACCUCUGCAUCUCGACUGCUCUUGUCCGGGCCUCGAAAACUCGACAUUAUGUCAUUCCUGGUGCUUCCUUUGGAUGACACGGCAGCCGUGCGCCUAAGAAUGUUAAAUCUGAAGGAUCAUUAG